GCCCUGUGAAUUUGUGGUUACCCACGUUGUGUACACUUACAACAACAAUCCCACUGAACAUAAACCCUAAUCAGAGCCACUCCUCGUUACUGGAAACAGAACUUUAAUCACUGCAGGAGAUUGACAGGGAACUGAGUGCCCUCACCCAGUGAACUCGCCAUCGAUGGAUGACUGUCCGAAAGAUAUCUGUGCGGUUACAGACUCUUCGACGGAAGGGGUCCCGGCUUCACAGCCGCCUUCGGACCCGGAUGGAACUACUCAACGUUCACUGGAAGAGUUAGUAGCUCGAGCCAUUGCACCAGUAAAGCGAGAGUUUCUUCGACCUCCACCAUCCUCUAGAACCACCCAAAACAACCCCGCCUCUGACGCCAACGUCAAGCAACCUCAGGCAAACCUUGUCCAGGAAAAGAAAUCGAAGCGGCAACUCAAACGAGAGCGUCGUCAGGAGCAAAAAUCUCCUUUGAAUCUAUGUCCUGAGAUAGCAAAGACGGGAGAUGUCAAUGCAUGUUCUUAUAAAGAUAAAUGUCGUUUCAGCCAUGACAUUGAAGCCUUUAUGGCUCAGAAACCAGCUGAUCUAGAGGGUGACUGCCCAUUUAUAAAAGCUGAUGCACCCUGCCCUUAUGGUUUAGCCUGUAGAUUUGCAGGCACGCAUAAGGAUAAUGCUCCCGCUGCUACUUCUAAUUUAUUGAAGAAAAGCUCUGAAGUCAAUGGACUAAACAAAGAUGUUCAGAAGCUUUUGUGGAAAAACAAAAUGCGCUUUACUAAAGCGGAUGUUGUAGUUAAAUCUCUUGGACUAGCGGGGCCCAACUGGAAAGUAAAGAAGCUGGUAGAUAAGGAGGAAGAUGAAGUUGGAUUAGAUGGUUCUCAUGCUGCCGAUAAGACCGAUUGCAAAAAGGUGGUUGAUGAUUCAGUUGACUGUUCUGAGUGUCCUUCAACAUUUCCAGCAGCAGUUAAUGCUGAGGAGGCAUGUGAAACUGAUGAGUUGAGACCCUUGAAGAAGGCAAAGUUAGUGGUUGAUGAAAAGAGCUCUGAUGAAGGGGAAGGUGCAACUGUUUUGGAGAAGGAUAAUGAAAAAAAUUCUGCUGAAACUGAACCGGCAGAUAAUGUACUUGCAGAACCUGAUAGGAGCCCCAAGAUAUCUAAUUUGAAAGAUGCGACUGUUCUUGAGAAGUAUAAUGAAAAAAAAUCUGCUGAAACUGAACCAGCUGAUGAUGUACAUGCAGAACCUGAUAAGAGCCUCAAGAUACACCCUCGUGAAAAGAUGCUUAUUGAUUUUAGAGAGAAGUUGUAUCUUGCUCCUCUAACCACAGUUGGGAAUCUUCCUUUUCGUAGGGUUUGCAAAACACUGGGAGCAGAUGUGACGUGCGGUGAAAUGGCAAUGUGCACCAACCUUUUGCAGGGUCAAGCUUCAGAAUGGGCUCUGCUGAGGCGACAUUCAUCCGAGGAUUUGUUUGGAGUCCAGAUAUGUGGGGCAUAUCCUGACACUAUAGCACGUACUGUUGAACUUAUAGAAAAGGAGUGUACAGUGGACUUCAUUGACAUUAAUAUGGGGUGUCCAAUUGAUAUUGUUGUUGAUAAGGGUGCUGGAUCUUUUCUUCUCACAAAACCAUUACGAAUGAAAGGAAUCAUUCAAGCAGCUUCUGGCACUGUAGAUAAACCUAUAACUGUUAAGGUGAGAACAGGUUAUUUUGGAGGUAAAAACCGCAUUGAUUCGCUAAUUGCAGAUAUUGGCAGUUGGGGUGCUACUGCAUUGACAAUACAUGGUCGAUCACGUCAGCAACGCUACAGUAAACUUGCUGAUUGGGAUUAUAUAUACCAGUGUGCUCAGAAGGCCCCUUGUACAUUGCAAGUUUUGGGUAAUGGAGAUAUUUUCUCAUAUUUAGAUUGGAACAAUCGUAAAACUGACUGCCCUGAGCUUUCUACGUGUAUGAUUGCUCGAGGGGCAUUGAUUAAGCCUUGGUUAUUUACUGAAAUCAAGGAACAGAGGCACUGGGAUAUCAGUUCUCAGGAGCGGUUGAAUAUUCUGAAGGAGUAUGUACGUUUUGGCCUCGAACAUUGGGGAUCUGACAAAAAGGGUGUGGAAACAACUAGGCAUUUCUUGUUGGAAUGGCUUAGCUACGCAUGUAGGUAUAUUCCUGUUGGUCUUUUAGAUGUCAUCCCCCAACGUCUGAAUUGGCGACCUCCCUCAUACUAUGGACGAGAUGAUCUUGAGACGCUAAUGGCCUCUGAUUCUGCAGCUGACUGGAUCCGUAUAUCUGAAAUGCUGCUUGGCAAGGUUCCAGAUGGUUUCACAUUCGCACCAAAGCACAAAUCCAAUGCUUAUGAUCGUGCAGAAAAUGGCUAAUUUUGUGCCAUUUAUUUAAUAUUACUGCAUUUUUAUGAAUGCGAGUCUUUUGGUUUGCAGAUUAUGUUUUUAAUUCCUUAGGUUUAUUUAAUUGCAGAAACCGUAUUGAGGUGAUAUCACUAUCUUUCAAUUUUGUAGUGAAGUUAGCGGUAUCUGAUACUAGCUCGUGCUGCUAUCUAGCUUCUAUUAUUCAAGGGAGUAUGCUCAUCUUGCUCCAAAUUUAGUACCAUUUAACGACUAUAACUAUUAAAUAAUGUAAUUGUACAAGAUACUACAGAUUACAUUUUCAUUUGAAUGGAUGCUUUGUGCCACUUGUGAUUGAGUGUA
This is a messenger RNA of Gossypium raimondii (Peruvian cotton), 2671 nucleotides long. Its product is annotated as tRNA-dihydrouridine(47) synthase [NAD(P)(+)]-like. The coding region runs from base 164 to 2344 and encodes 726 amino acids. Gene Ontology annotation, biological process: tRNA processing. The transcript has 10 exons. Gene Ontology annotation, molecular function: flavin adenine dinucleotide binding; tRNA dihydrouridine synthase activity; metal ion binding. The record is from RefSeq and is a predicted model, not a curated record. Lineage: Eukaryota; Viridiplantae; Streptophyta; Magnoliopsida; Malvales; Malvaceae.